Acanthosepion pharaonis is the source of this 1158-nucleotide messenger RNA. The record is from the annotation of a GenBank genome assembly. NCBI's taxonomy places the organism in Eukaryota, Metazoa, Mollusca, Cephalopoda, Sepiida, Sepiidae.
AUGCACGUGUCAAAAUUGCAAGCAGCUUUCGGUGCUCGGUUUUUUUUUUUUUCUUUCUUUCUUUCUUUCUUUCUUUCUUUCUUUUCUUUUUUUUCUUUCUUUCUGUCCGUUCAGUCCAUUCUUCUAUUUAGUUUUGUUUUUUUUUCUUUCUUUUUUCUUUCUUUCUUUCUUUCUUUUAUUUCUUUCUUUCUUUUUUUCUUUCUUUCUUUCUGUCCGUUCAGUCCAUUCUUCUAUUUAGUUUUGUUUUUUUUUUUCUUUCUUUCUUUCUUUCUUUCUUUUUUUCUUUCUUUCUUUCUUUCUUUUCUUUCUUUCUUUCUUUCUUUCUGUCCAAUUUUUCAAUUUUUCAAAUUUCUUUCUUUCUUUUUUUUCUUUCUUUUUUCAUUCUUCUUUUUUUCUCAAUCUGUCACUGUUUCUUUCUUUCUCAUUCACCCUUUCUUUCUCAAUCUGUCACUGUUUCUUUCUUUCUUUCUUUCUCAUUCACCCUUUCUUUCUCAAUCUGUCACUGUUUCUUUCUUUCUUUCUUUCUUUCUUUCUCAAUUUUUUUCUUUCUCAAUCUGUCACUGUUUCUUUCUUUCUUUCUUUCUUUUUUUUAUUUAUUUAUUUAUUUAUUUCUCAUUCCCUCUUUCUUUCCCAUGCUUUCUUUCUUUCUUUUUUCUUUCUCCUACUCUCCUCCUUCUUUCUUUCUAUUUAUUUAUUUAUUUAUCAUUCUAUCUUCAUAUCUCAUUCUUUCUUUCUUUCUUUCUUUCUUUCUUUCUUUCUUUCUUUCUUUGUCAUUCUUACUUUCUUCUUUCUAGUUCUUCCAUUUAUUCGUUCUUUUUUAUUUUGUCUUUAUUUCUCAUCCCCUCUUUCUUUCACCUUCUUUCUUUUCCUUUCGUUCGUUCUUUCUUUCUUUCUUUCUUUCUUUCUAAUUAUCAUUUUCCUUCUUUCUUUCUUUCUUUCUUUCUCAUUCUCCUUUCCUUUCUCAAUAUCUUUCUUUCUUUCUUAUUUUCACUUUAUUUAUCAUUCCCUCUUUAUUUAUCAUUCUAUCUGCUUUUACUUUCUUUCUUUCUCAUUCUCUUUUUCCUUCUUUCUUUCUUUCUUUCUUUCUUUCUUUCUCAUUAUCCCCUUCUUUUUCAAUCUCUUUCUUUCUUUCUUUUUAUUCUUCUACAUAGUUCCUGA